AUGGCAAACGACGAGUAUGAUUUUCUGUUCAAAGUGGUCCUCAUCGGAGACUCUGGCGUCGGAAAAUCGAACCUUCUUUCCCGAUUCACCCGCAACGAGUUCAACCUCGACAGUAAAUCCACCAUCGGCGUGGAAUUCGCAACCCGAUCCAUCCAAGUCGACGCCAAGACCAUCAAGGCUCAGAUUUGGGACACAGCUGGACAGGAACGCUACCGCGCCAUCACAUCAGCAUACUACCGAGGAGCUGUUGGAGCACUGCUCGUGUACGAUAUCAGCAAGCAUCAGACCUAUGAAAAUGUGCAGCGGUGGUUGAAAGAGCUAAGGGAUCAUGCGGAUGCGAAUAUCGUCAUAAUGUUGGUCGGGAAUAAGAGCGAUUUGAGGCACUUGAGGGCGGUCCCUACGGAAGAGGCGAAACAGUUUGCCAGCGACAACAACCUAUCAUUCAUUGAGACUUCGGCGCUAGACGCAAGUAACGUCGAGCUUGCCUUUCAAAACAUCCUCACAGAAAUAUACCGUAUUGUCUCGAGCAAAGCCCUUGAUAAUGGCGACUCAGCCCAGAACCCAAUAGGCGAGCGUAAAGUCCUUGAGAUCAGCAAGUCAUCGGAUCCAGAGACGAAGUCGGGAAAGUGUUGUUAG
Messenger RNA from Letharia columbiana, 636 nucleotides. RefSeq lists its product as uncharacterized. Gene Ontology annotation, biological process: exocytosis. The coding region runs from base 1 to 636 and encodes 211 amino acids. NCBI's taxonomy places the organism in Eukaryota, Fungi, Ascomycota, Lecanoromycetes, Lecanorales, Parmeliaceae. Gene Ontology annotation, cellular component: recycling endosome. The record is from RefSeq and is a predicted model, not a curated record. Gene Ontology annotation, molecular function: GTP binding; GTPase activity. The transcript has 5 exons.